Molecule: messenger RNA, 1668 nt
Organism: Saimiri boliviensis boliviensis (Bolivian squirrel monkey)
Lineage: Eukaryota; Metazoa; Chordata; Mammalia; Primates; Cebidae
Gene: SCRN1
Product: secernin 1
Biological process (GO): proteolysis
Molecular function (GO): dipeptidase activity; cysteine-type exopeptidase activity
Source: RefSeq, a predicted model, not a curated record
UCCCUACCCAGCGGAGCGCCGCGCCGCGGCCCGGGCAGACAGACGCGCGUGCUGAGGCGAGGCCCGGGGGGCAGGGGUGGGAGAGGCGGAGGGUGGGCCCCGCGGUCACGUGAGCCGGACCAGCUGUUCCGGGGGGCGGCGGGCCCGCGCGCCGGGAGUCUGGGGAGGGGGAAGCGCCCGGCGGCCGCCUCCGCCACUGCAGCUGCAGCCCUCGAUGUCGCCGCAGUAAUCCGGCCCCGGCAGCACCCGCACCCUCGGCGGCCGCAGCCUCAGCACCGUAGAGUGGAGCUCGGAGCUUGGAGCCCGGAGUCCGGCGCCCCAGGAUGGCUGCAGCUCCUCCAAGUUACUGUUUUGUGGCCUUCCCUCCACGUGCUAAGGAUGGUCUGGUGGUAUUUGGGAAAAAUUCAGCCCGGCCCAGAGAUGAAGUGCAAGAGGUUGUAUAUUUCUCAGCUGCUGAUCACGAACAGGAGAGCAAGGUUGAGUGCACUUACAUUUCAAUCGACCAAGUUCCCAGGACCCAUGCCAUAAUGAUAAGCAGACCCGCCUGGCUCUGGGGGGCAGAAAUGGGAGCCAAUGAACAUGGAGUGUGCAUAGCCAAUGAAGCUAUCAGCACCAGAGAGCCAGCUACUGAGACAGAAGCCUUGCUGGGGAUGGAUCUGGUCAGGCUUGGUUUAGAAAGAGCGGAAACAGCUAAAGAAGCCUUAGAUGUCAUUGUCUCCUUGUUGGAAGAGCAUGGACAAGGUGGGAAUUACUAUGAAGAUGCAAACUCCUGCCACAGCUUCCAAAGUGCAUAUCUGAUUGUGGAUCGUGAUGAAGCCUGGGUGCUCGAGACCGUGGGAAAGUACUGGGCUGCCGAGAAAGUCACAGAGGGAGUCAGGUGCAUUUGCAAUCGGCUUUCGCUCACCACUAAGAUGGACGCAGAGCAUCCGGAACUCAGGAGUUAUGCUCAGAGCCAAGGUUGGUGGACGGGAGAGGACGAGUUCAAUUUUUCCGAAGUCUUUUCUCCAGCUGAGGAUCAUCUAGGCUGCUGCGCUGGCAAAGACAGCUUAGAGAAACAAGAAGAAAGCAUCACAGUGCAGACUAUGAUGAACACCUUACGGGACAAAGCCAGUGGAGUGUGCAUAGACUCUGAGUCUUUUCUCACCACGGCCAGCGGAGUGUCUGUCCUGCCGCAGAAUAGGAGCUCUCCAUGCAUUCACUACUUCACUGGGACCCCCGAUCCCUCCAGGUCCAUAUUCAAGCCUUUCAUCUUUGUUGAUGACGUAAAGCUUGUCCCCAAAACACAGUCUCCCUGUUUUGGGGACGAUGACCCUGCCAAAAAGGAGCCUCGGUUCCAGGAGAAACCAGACCGCCGGCAUGAGCUGUACAAAGCCCAUGAGUGGGCACGCGCCAUCAUCGAAAGUGACCAGGAGCAAGGUCGCAAGCUGAGGAGCACCAUGCUGGAGCUGGAGAAGCAAGGCCUGGAAGCCAUGGAGGAAAUCCUGACCAGCUCUGAGCCCCUGGACCCUGCCGAAGUGGGGGACCUUUUCUAUGACUGUGUUGACACGGAGAUUAAGUUCUUUAAGUGAAGUAAACGUUCUCUUUCCCCUUCUUAUUUAAGACUUCCCACCUUACUAAAUUACCAGCAAAACAAACCACUCUCCUGUUUGAGUAAAAUGAGAACGUUAA